Ornithodoros turicata is the source of this 1626-nucleotide messenger RNA. Its product is annotated as RCC1-like G exchanging factor-like protein. The transcript is spliced from 11 exons. Gene Ontology annotation, cellular component: mitochondrial inner membrane. Gene Ontology annotation, biological process: positive regulation of mitochondrial translation. Lineage: Eukaryota; Metazoa; Arthropoda; Arachnida; Ixodida; Argasidae. The record is from RefSeq and is a predicted model, not a curated record. The coding region runs from base 157 to 1539 and encodes 460 amino acids. Gene Ontology annotation, molecular function: guanyl-nucleotide exchange factor activity; rRNA binding.
UCCAAUCCAAUCCACAGCAAUGGCGGCAGAAGUCAUGAGCUAAGUGCGAAAGCAAACAUUUCCAACAACUUUUAGUCGUAUUCUCAUUGCUUUAAUCACCGAUUUGAAGAGGAGCGAAAAUACUAGCUGUCAGUCAAUUCGCGAAGUGAACAGCGGAUGCUAGCCGUCAUGUCUUUUGCCUCCAGAAAUGCUUGGUUUUUGCAAGUUGAGUUUCAAAAGCAGCUAACGAAGGCUUGCAGACGGUGUUUGCAUGCGUCUUCGUGCUGGCGAGCUAAACUCAAGUUUCGAGAUCCAGACGAAGAGAAGAAAUUACCGGUGUUCCAGUAUGCCACGGAAAGAAGCAAGCGCAGGAAGCGGGUUUAUUUGUGGGGAGCUUCGCUCACCGGAGCUCUCGGCCACGACAAGUUGGUCAGACCCGGUCCGGAUAUUAAACCGAGGGAAUGCACACACAAGCCGUACAAAACACUUUUCGCAGAAGUGUACCAGGUUUCCGACGUGGCAUGUGGUUAUGGCUUCACGGUGUUUGCGGCGACAGCUGACAAGGUGAAGAAUGACAACAUUCUCUUUGGAACUGGCCUCAACACUGAUUCCCAGUUGGGAUUGCAGGAAGCGAGGAAAGGACAUCCACUUGGGAUGUUGACAGAGCCUGUGGGUAUUCCUCUUCCGCUGAGGGACCGCAGUGCGAAGGUACUGCAAGUAGCCUGCGGUAGAGCUCACACCGUCGUUCUCACAGACAAGGACGGAGUGUUCACCCUCGGCAACAAUUCCUUUGGGCAGUGUGGCCGACCUGUCGUCACAGGUGAGGACUACAUAAGCAACCCGCUGGUGCAUAAGGUUCGCGAUAUUCCCGGGAAAAUAGUCCAGGUAGAGUGUGGUCAAGACCACACCUUAUUCCUCACGUCUGACGGUGAAGUGUAUUCCUGUGGAUGGGGCGCAGACGGACAGACCGCAGGACUGGGUCACGAUCGCAGCCAGGGUGUUCCUCAGCGAGUUCUGGGUGACGUUCAGGGUGAGAAGAUCUGCCGAGUGGCCACACGCGUCGACUGUAAUCUCGCCAUUUCGGAGAAGGGAGAACUGUUCGGGUGGGGGAAUUCAGAAUACGGGCAGUUCAGCGCAGUGACGAACAGUCAGCAGCUAACAAAAGCCGUACACCUCAAGUUUCCCCAUGGCCCAGUCCGAUGGGCAACCAGUAGCGGUACGGCGUGCGCCGUUGUCAAUGAAAAUGGCGAGGUGUUCGUGUGGGGAUUCGGCCUCCUGGGCGCUGGCCCGAAGGCCGUGCAUUCCAAGGAACCCAUUCGGCUUCCACAACCGCUAUUCAGGAACGAGCCCGUCCGGCAAAUAUAUUCCACCAUCAACGAGUUUGCCGCCAUCACAGAACGUGGUGAUCUCUACACAUGGGGACAGAACAUGAAAGGGUGCUUAGGCAUUGGACACACACGGCCCCAAUACUUUCCAUUUCGGGUGAGCAUUGUGGCUGAAGUACUUAAAGUGAGCUGCGGAAACGAUCAUAUGGCCGCCCUCUGUAGGUCGUACUGCUAACUCAAGUGUUGUCAAGGUGUACAGGAUGAUCGUUGUGUGCUAGUCGUCUGCUGUUGCCUGCACAUAAAAGUUUUUUGAGAACUGAAA